This is a messenger RNA of Fulvia fulva, 816 nucleotides long. RefSeq lists its product as uncharacterized. Gene Ontology annotation, molecular function: monooxygenase activity. NCBI's taxonomy places the organism in Eukaryota, Fungi, Ascomycota, Dothideomycetes, Mycosphaerellales, Mycosphaerellaceae. The record is from RefSeq and is a predicted model, not a curated record. The transcript is spliced from 3 exons. Bases 1 to 816 code for a protein of 271 amino acids.
AUGCUCACAAACCCCACCCCACUCCACUGCCUCAUAAUCAGCGCCGGCAUAGCAGGUCUCACCGCCACUCUUGCCCUCCUCCGCUCCGGCCACCACAUCACAAUCCUCGAGAAAUCGCACUACCUCACAGAAACAGGCGCAGCACUCGGUCUAGGUCCUAACGCAUCGAGCCUACCCAUCGAUCUCGGCUGGGACCGUGCCUCCUCGGGCGCCAUCGCUGUCAGAGGUCUUACCUCGAUUGAUGGCGAGACUGGCGAGCCGAGAGCUCAGAUGGAUCUGGAGGAGUUUGCGAAGAGGUGGAAGAGUCCGUGGUUGAGUGUACAUGGGGUCGAUCUGCAUCGGGAGUUGAGGAAGUUGGGUGAGAGCGCUGAGGGGUUGGGGAGGGAGGGGGAUGUGGUGAGGAAGGACGUGGUACCUGAGGCGAGACUCAGCCCUGCGGGGAAGAGGUGUUAUAGAUGGCUUGUGGAGAGGGAGAGGCUUAUGGCGGAUUCUGGGACAAUGUUCCUUACUGAGGAGGAGGGAUACAUGAAACACGUCGCUGGGCCGGAGGGGAAGUUUGUGAUGUAUCAUUGUCGGAAGAAUACGAUGUUCAAGUUUGCGGUUUUGUUGCCGGAUGAUGAGAUGGAUGCUGAGGGUGAUGACUUAUACCGACAAGGAAACGAACGCACAGUCCUCUCACGACGCAGCACAUUCGCCCCACCCACACGCAAACUCCUAUCUCUCGCAGGCGAAGAUCUCAAAGUAUGGCAGCUAGUCGACAUGGCUCCACUGUUUGAUAGCGGGCGCUCUGUUCGCAAUGCCGAAUGUUUGUCAUAG